AUGCCACCCAAGUCGCUAGUUCAACGCCUCAAGCGUGCCUCUGCGGCUUUCUCGGGUCUCUACGGCUCUCGCGGAGGAUCUACCACCUCAGUUGCAACGACCUUGGUUGGAGAUAGCAAGGCGGAAGAGGAAAGCGUUCAAAAGAAGACUUCGUUCAAGGGUUCGCGCUCCGCAAGACCACUCCGGCGCACGCCUGCGCCGUGGCCUGAGGACGUCCUCGCGCGCGUAUUCGCAUGCUUCGAUCCUCAAGACGACGACGACCAACGAACCUGCCUCCAAGCCGCAUUCGUUUGUCGCGGAUGGUCGGAGCCAGCCCUAGGCGUCGUAUGGUUCCAUCUGCCGCACCUUGGCCCGCUAUGGCCUGUCUUCCUCGAUGAUGAUUUUCCCGAGAUCGAGGGCGAAGCCAGUCUAAUCAAGAAUAUCAGGAUGUCGAUAUCGAUUCUCGACACGGAGUCCUUCCGAGAUCAGGCCCGUCAAGCCAAGUUUGCACGCCUCGCGCGACGCGUCCGUUCGAUCGUCAAUCAGCAACUCACAGAAGGGGAAAGCACAAUUCUCACCGAACUGUUAUUCUUCGACGAAAUGGUGCCUAUUCUCCCGAAUCUGACGCAUCUCAUAUUCAAUUGGCACGGCAACUUCUCCGAACACCCCAUCGUGCAAGAAAUGUUCAACUCCCAAGCACUUUGCAUGUGCAUACCCCCCACGCUUCCCACCCUCAUUAUCAUGGGACAAGACGAAGACGGAGAGUGCUUCCCUGGUCAAGAGUGGCUGGAAGCAAGCUUCGACCUCGUGCACGACUUCGCGGGCUCGUCUCUCAACCAUGUCGUGUUCAUGCAGAUCCCCCACGACGCGCUCUGGGCUAUCGCCGCCUUGAAGCCGUUUGAAUGUCUGUGCAAUAUCUCCAUCCACCAGCCGAUCUCGCCAUCGGUCCUUCGCAGCCUCGGGUCAUUGGAGGCCCUGAGCGACAUUGCCAUGAACUGCUCGUACACCAACGACUGGGACGGCGUCACCCCGAUCGACCUUCCCACCCUCCGCACACUCACCGUCCACCAGGGCCCGUCCACAAUGCUCAGCCAGCUGCUCAAGGCGCUACAAGCCCCCACGCUCAGUCGGCUCAUCAUGCUCCCCCAGAACGACGACGUCGACACGCUCGACGAGCUCCGCGCGCUCGUCGCCGCCGUCGCCGCCCCCCCAUCUCCACCACCCGUCCCGCUCGCGGAGUUCCUCCGCCCGUGGCUCGCGCUCCCCCAGCUCCGCGAUCUCACGCUGCGCUGCCGCGACCCCACGGCGCUCGCCGCCGGGGACGAGGACUACCUCGCGCUCGCGUGCGCGUGGCCGGGGCUCCGUGUCCUCGACGUCCAGGGCUGCGGCCGGGGCCCGCGGCGCGAUGGGCCGGACCCGUCGCGCGCGACGAACUACCACUUCGGGCUGUACUGCCGGCAACUGAGGACGAUAAGGAUUGGCGGGCUCGCGCCGUUCUCGGUUACCCAGCAUCGGACGAAGGAGCUGAGGGAGGCGGAGAUGCGGAAGCUGCAGGCGCAGGGGCGGCUGCGGCUGCGCGCGAAGGAGGAUGUUCCGUUCAACCUCGACCUCGGCCUCGACCUCGAACCUAUGUCCCGUCCGCCUCUCCGGCAGCAUUUGAACGCCGCUGCGUCACUGUUCGCGAACGCUCGCUUCAACUCCCUCAGCAGCACCGUUCGCAGUGGCCAUGCCAGUUCCGUCACCGCCACCGAGCACCCGAAGCCUCCCAACGAUCUGUGGGCCAACGAGGAGUCUGUCUGGAAGCCGUGGAAAUCCGAAGAGUCCCCCGGCUACGCACCUCUCCAGCUCGGAGAAGGUCUUAUCGGCCAGCACGCGCAAUACAAGGUGAACCGAAAGCUCGGCUGGGGAACCGAGUCUAGCGUCUGGCUGGUGGAGCGGGUGGCUUCAGAAGUGCAGCGUGCAUUGAGGACGGUCGACCCCAACCGCGACGUGCUGCUCGUCCGACGUGUCGUCCUGCAGAUUUUACACGCCCUCUCGUGCGUGCACCAAUUGGGCUACAUCCAUGGAGAUGUCAAGGCUGACAAUAUCUGCGUACCUGUGUUUGACGAGCUCAUUCCCGAUCUGAAGAGGUACUUGGAGACAGCGCCAGCGGAGAGCCUCCCUCCGCGCGUAUUCCCUGAUUACAGCCCCGACCCGGUCACAUGCGUCAAAACGCAGCCAUAUCCUCCGAUUGGGGACGACCACCAUCCGGACAAAAUCUACCUUCAGCUCGCGGACUUUAGCAGCGCGAUCCGCACGUCCAGUUACUCCACCACCCAGCGGGCCAUGCCCCGGAUGUUGCGUGCACCGGAGGUCAUCCUAGGACGUCGCUGGGGUCAGCCCAUCGACAUCUGGGCACUUGGGUGCUUGGCUGCGGAGCUGCUUCUGCGCCGACCGCUCUUCUAUCCAGGUGACAACGAGGACGACGCGACUGACGGCGAGCACCUCGCACAGAUGGUCGAGGUGCUCGGCCCCUUCUCUCAGGGGGCGCUCGCGAAAUGCCCGCUGAGAAACACGUUCUUUAACGCGAACGGUUCGCCAAACUCUGCUGGCGGGGGUCAACGCGCUCCCGUCCUCCCGCUUCGCUAA
This is a messenger RNA of Epithele typhae, 2607 nucleotides long. RefSeq lists its product as uncharacterized. Lineage: Eukaryota; Fungi; Basidiomycota; Agaricomycetes; Polyporales; Epitheliaceae. The transcript is spliced from 9 exons. The record is from RefSeq and is a predicted model, not a curated record. Gene Ontology annotation, biological process: protein phosphorylation. Gene Ontology annotation, molecular function: ATP binding; protein kinase activity. The coding region runs from base 1 to 2607 and encodes 868 amino acids.